AUGUCUAACGAAAACUUUCCUGCAGUAGAUACACCAACUCCAUGUCAUCUCAUUGUGUUAUCACAUGGUUUAUGGGGGACCCAAACACAUUUCUCCUAUGUAGAGGAAAACCUCAUCAACACUUUACAAUUGAAACAUCCCAACAAAACGUUCAGGAGCUACAAGACCAAGUCUAAUGAGAAGUUCAAAACUUAUGACGGUAUUGAUCUAUGUGGAGCUCGUGUUGCUGAGGAAAUCUUUCAAGAAACAGCCAGACUUUUACAAAAGCAAAAUCUUCAAGUAACUCAGCUCUCGUAUAUUGGCUAUUCUCUUGGUGGCCUCAUUGCUAGAUUUGCCAUUGGUGUUUUGGAUUACAAGGGAUUCUUCGAUUCAGUGGAAGCUGUAAAUUUCGUCACCUUUUGCACUCCACACGUUGGUGUAUUAACUCCUGGCACUUCUAUUAGCAUCAAGGCCUUUAAUGGUCUUGUUCCUUAUCUAUUGGGCAACAGUGGUAAACAGAUCUUCUUAAAAGAUUCUGUCAAUAUUGAAAACUCAAAUAACAGAGUCCCCCUAUUGAAGCUGAUGGCUUCUGAGAAUUCCGUCUUCUUUCAGGGCCUAAAGAGAUUUAAGAAUCACGCCUUGUAUUCCAAUAUUAGAUCUGAUAUUAGAACUUCUUGGUGGACUUCGGGCAUCUCAUAUAUAAACCCCUUUGAGAUUUUGGAUAGAAACCCAAAUGUUUCAAUUGAUAACAAUGGUUUCAUUCGUUUCUCUAAUGGCUCUAAGUUCGAACUUUCAUUUUUGGAGAAUUACGAUCCAAUCCUGCUGGAUGUUGAAAAACCAAUUAAAUUCACCGGCUUGAUUGAUUAUGACACAGAGAAAAAUAUAAAGAAGAUCAAAAACCCAACAGUUGAAUUCGUGGAAAACUCCAAUAAAUUCCAUACUUUUUUCAUCAAUAAAUUCAAAUGGAUUGUUAUGUUUUGGAAUUCGUUUAUCUAUUUUCCAAUGUGGGUUUCUUGGUUUAUCCUCUUCAAUAUUUUACAAGUCUUCACUUCUUCCUUUAGGGUAAAUAGAGAAUCUUCAAGACUUAAAGAGCAUAGUUGCGUCUACAGUUUGAUUGAUCAAUUUAGUAACACAAUGUCCAAAGCAGUUCCUAUUCAAUCUGCUUCCACUACUCCCUUGUUGAAACCAACCUUAUCUAGAACAUUAAGCGAAGGUUAUUCCAAUGAAUUGGACAAGCUUGAAAAUGAUUUACAUGAUCAAGGUGACUUUUUCUUGGAUUCUGUUUUUGAUGCGGUCACUUCUUCAAACCAUCCAGAUCAGUCGAUUUUCAACCAACAGGCAGGUGGUGAUAUAACCCUAACUACUUCGAUUAAUAAGAUUUGUUCUAUAGCGAUUGAUCAAAUCGGCGAUUGGGAAACAGAUUAUCGGAAAUUAGGUAAUAGUAAAAAGGAAGCAUUCGAAUAUUAUCAGAUCCUUAAAUCUUUCAAGAUGAACAUGUCACCUAUCCAACAAGAAAUCAUUGGUAAUUUGAACAAGUUGAAUUGGAAAAAAUAUCCAGUUUAUAUAACAAAAACAAACUCAACUCAUGCUGCAGCAAUCGUAAGACAUCAAGAUCCUAAUUUUGAGGAGGGUAAAAUUGUCGUUGAGCAUUUCUGCGAAGAAGCCUUUAAAGUCUAUUGA
Molecule: messenger RNA, 1659 nt
Organism: Pichia kudriavzevii
Lineage: Eukaryota; Fungi; Ascomycota; Pichiomycetes; Pichiales; Pichiaceae
Exons: 1
Coding region: 1-1659 (552 amino acids)
Molecular function (GO): monoacylglycerol lipase activity
Source: RefSeq, a predicted model, not a curated record